Molecule: messenger RNA, 1443 nt
Organism: Vigna unguiculata (cowpea)
Lineage: Eukaryota; Viridiplantae; Streptophyta; Magnoliopsida; Fabales; Fabaceae
Source: RefSeq, a predicted model, not a curated record
AUGCGUCUAGAAAAUUAUCCAUUUUCUGGUAAAGAUGAUUAUCCAAGAAGAUUUCAGUAUACAUGGUUUAGCUUAUUUCCUUCAUGGUUAGAGUAUUCGCCAUUAAAAGAUGUUGCAUAUUGCUUACCGUGCUAUCUUUUUAGUAAAAAACCAAGCGGACGACCUGGCUCAAAUGUUUUCAUUGUUACAGGUUUUAAAAAUUGGAGGAAAGUUAAUAAUGGAAAAAAUUGUGCUUUCCUUAAACACAUUGGGAAGGAUCCUUGUUCACCACACAAUAUUGCAGUGUCUGCUUGUCAAGACUUGUUAAAUCAAAAUUGUCACAUUAGGAAUGUUUUGGAAGUGCAAAGCUCAGAUCAAAUUAUGAAGAAUCGGUUACGUCUCAAGACUUCAAUCGACACGGUUCGUUUUUUAUCACUUCAAGCUUGUGCUUUUAGAGGUCAUGAUGAAAGUAUUGAAUCGAGGAACCAAGGUAAUUUUCUUGAGAUGAUAAAACUCAUAGCAUCACACAAUGAUGAAGUUGCAAAAGUUGUGUUGGAAAAUGCUCCAUUCAAUUCCAAAUAUACUUCACCCAAAAUUCAAAAGGAGUUAUUGAAUAUUCUUUCUAGAAAAGUGAAAAAUCAUAUUUGUGAGGAAAUUGGGGAUUCCAAGUUUUGUAUAGUUGUCGAUGAAGCUCGUGAUGAAUCAAAAAAAGAGCAAAUGGCUCUUGUUUUGAAAUUUGUUGAUAAAAAUGGGUAUGAUGGUGCUUGCAAUAUGAGAGGAGAAUGGAAUGGAUUACAAGCAUUAUUUUUGACUGAUUGUCCUUAUGCAUAUUAUGUUCAUUGUUUUGCUCAUCGGUUACAACUUGCCUUGGUUGCUGCAUCAAGAGAAGUUAUUCCAAUUCACCAAUUCUUUUCAAAAUUGACUUUCAUUGUCAAUAUUGUUUGUUCUUCUAGUAAACGUCAUGAUGAGUUACAGGCUGCCAAGUUAGAUGAAAUUGCAUAUUUGUUAGAAAUUGAUGAACUUGAAAAGGGUAAAGGGGCAAAUCAAAUUGGUACUUUAAAACGAGCUGGGGAUACCCGUUGGAGCUCCCAUUUCUCUUCUAUUUGUAGCUUGAUCAAUAUGUAUGAUGCAACUUGUUUAGUUCUAGAAAAAAUUACUGUUGAUGGAUCUACUUAUUCACAACAUGGUGAUGUUGAUAAUGCUUACAAAAGCUUGACCUCAUUUGAGUUUAUACUGAUCUUGUAUUUGAUGAGAGAAAUUAUGGGGAUAACAGAUGUUCUUUGUCAAGCAUUACAACAACAAUCUCAGGAUAUAGUUAAUGUUAUGCGUCUAGUUUGUUCUACAAAAGGACUUAUUCAAAACUUGAGAGAAAAUGGUUGGGAUAAGGAUAUUGCAACUAGCUUCAGCUCUGAUUCAAUUAUUGAAGAUUUUAAGUCAUUGAAAGAGCGUAAAAGAGCACUCUGA